UCCAGGAUGGCCUCUUCAUUGUCCGGAUCGCGGAGCAGGUCCGGGCGCGCAAGGCGGAGGACCCGGACGACCUCGGCCACCUCCAACAGGCGGGGGGCCACUGGAGGAGCCGCAGGAGGUGGCGCAGCACGGCGCGCCCAGUCCGCGGCCACGUGGGCCUGGUGCAGGGCAUCCGCCAGACCACCACCACCAACUACAUCCGACAGAGAUGCCACCCUGGGCAAUGCUGCAAAUGAUGGGGCAUGUGGCAGCCGCGAUACGACCUAUGCAGUGUCGCCGCCCCCCCGAGACGCCAACAUCUCUGCGUCACCGCCCAGGAAGAGGCGGCCAGCUGCAAGUGGAAAGACGCGACGGUCCGAGGUGGUGGCAUUUCUAGAGAGGUGUGACCAAAGUGAAAGAGUACUGAAAGAGCGUCAGCUCAACCUUGACGAAAGGAAGAUGGCCCUUGAUGAGAACCGCUUUGCGCUAGAGCAGCGAAAGCACGAAGAGGAGGCAGAAGACAAGGCAGAGGAACGGCGUUUGCAAGUAGAGGGGAAGCGCCUGCUUCUCGAGAUGCUUUCAAGGAAACUCAAGAAUUGAGUAUAUGCAAUAAAACAGGAGUGCCACAACAUCA
Molecule: messenger RNA, 613 nt
Organism: Ixodes scapularis (black-legged tick)
Lineage: Eukaryota; Metazoa; Arthropoda; Arachnida; Ixodida; Ixodidae
Exons: 3
Coding region: 7-579 (190 amino acids)
Source: RefSeq, a predicted model, not a curated record